Messenger RNA from Desarmillaria tabescens, 4052 nucleotides. RefSeq lists its product as uncharacterized. Gene Ontology annotation, biological process: actin cortical patch assembly; actin filament organization; protein phosphorylation. Bases 154 to 3969 code for a protein of 1271 amino acids. NCBI's taxonomy places the organism in Eukaryota, Fungi, Basidiomycota, Agaricomycetes, Agaricales, Physalacriaceae. The record is from RefSeq and is a predicted model, not a curated record. Gene Ontology annotation, molecular function: protein serine/threonine kinase activity; ATP binding. The transcript is spliced from 5 exons. Gene Ontology annotation, cellular component: cytoplasm.
ACACUGUUUCGUACUGCCCAGUACUGCUGCGAGAGCUACCACUAAUCGAGUGAUCAGGCCCAUGCCCAUCUCAUUCCUGCUCCUAACCUUCUAGAUCACGUAUCCUUAUAUCUUCAGGAAGCAUUCCUUGAAUACGGUCGCAUUUCCUCUUCCAUGGCAACGACGGCAACCCUGGUCCCUGGCCAAAACAUCGCAGUCAACAAGUUCAAUGUUCAGGUGGAGCGAUAUCUUUCACAAGGCGGGUUUGCCCAUGUGUAUCUCGUACGGACAGCCACACCGGUGUACAACACAACACAUCAUGUUCUUAAACGCAUUGCCGUUCCUAAUGAAGGCAUGUUGACCGAAGUAAAGCAGGAGGUGGAUGUUAUGAGAUUGCUCAAAGGCCAUCCGAACAUUGUUCAUCUCAUCGAUGCUGCUUGGCAUAGGCUACCGAACGGGACAUACGAAGUAUUCAUUCUGAUGGAAUUCUGUCCCGGAGGUGGAAUCAUCGACAUGAUGAACAGGCGACUGCGCGAGCGCUUGACCGAGGCUGAGAUCCUGACUAUUUUUGUCGAUGUCUGCGAAGGCGUUGCCCACAUGCAUAACUCACGUCCCCCACUUUUACAUCGAGAUCUCAAAGUUGAGAACAUCCUCCAGGCGUCAGCGACCUCUUACAAACUCUGCGACUUUGGUUCUGCGGCUACAGUUUCCAAAGCCCCGACUAAUACACAGGAAUUGCGUGCUCUGGAAGCUGAUCUGAACAGACAUACAACGUUACAAUACAGAGCCCCUGAAAUGGUGGAUCUGUACCUGCGUAGACCAGUCGACGAGAAGAGCGAUGUCUGGGCACUUGGCGUUCUGCUGUACAAGCUUUGCUACUACACAACACCAUUCGAGGAGCAUGGUCCUUUGGCUAUUCUCAAUGUAUCUUAUAAAAUACCCCCGUAUCCUGUCUACUCGCCCCAGAUGAACGCUCUGAUUGCAUCCAUGCUUCGUGAACAUGGGACCCACCGGCCUUCUGUCUUUGAACUUCUUACCAAUGUUCAUAGAAUGCGUGGAACUGUCUCUUCAUAUCAUUACAGCCAUAAUCCCGCUCCUCAAACACUGUCACCACGUAUCCAGUCCUCACGGAAGCCGGUCCCAUCCCCUCAUCCUUUAGACAGCACAAUUUCCUAUCGUGCUGCCCCACAAAUCGCCCUUGGUGCAAAAUCUUUUACUCCAUCUCCAUCUCCUUCGACAAAUGCCGGCCUACAAGCCCGAGAUAAAGUGUUGGAAGCUAUAGCUCCCAUGCGCCGAGGGCGUCCGAUGCGGGAUCAGGAUUCAGGAUCAACAUCAUCCAAGGAACAAUGGCUAAACGAUGAUUUUGGAGCUGAGGAAGAGAAGGCAUGGAAGUCAGCCGUUAAGACUGCUACUCCCGCAAAGAAAAGCUCAAAAGAUGAUGCAUGGGCAAUCUCAUCACAACCGAAAAGCUCAGCUAGUCUACCCAAGGGAUUCAGUGAUGAUUUCGCAACUAAACUCUGGGAUGAGUUCGAAUCAGGUUCUACCAAAUCCCCACCUCAGUUUUCAUCUCCUCGUCCGCAUGAUACUACACCCAAAUUUCCAGCCAGGCGGCAGCCUACAGCUGGCUCAACAACAGGGCAUUUUAAGCCGAGUUCAAGCGUCCGGAGCAAAGAUGCUUUUGAAGGUCUUGGGCUGUCCAUUUCUGACAAGAAACCAGCACCGACCCUUGGGGAGGCACGGAAACUGCGGACUGGACUAGCCGUCAUGAGCCCAGUGUCCCAUAGUUUUGGGUCUUCUGACUUUUACAAUGGCGCUGUUCGAUCAUCUGUAUCCCCUCGCCCCUCAUAUCUCACUUUACCCGAUUCUGCCCCGCUCAAACCGUCUGGUUCUGGCUCUUCAUGGAGCUCCCAGCCUCCGUCUUCUAGGCCGUCUUCUCAGGUAGAUUCAGCAGCAGAAGCCAGGUUUCCAUCAUUGGAGGAACUGGAUGCUAAGUUUGGCGGUGGCAACGGUGCAGAUUCUAGGCCAUUGCCUACUCCACCGGGACGACAGUCCCCGAUUCCACCGCGAACGAGCGGCUUACCAUCGCACGAAGGACCUGCACUUGGAAGACGAAUGUCUACUAGGUUACCUCAGCCGGGAACACAACUCUACGGUCAAAACAAAGUUCGAUCUGAGCAGGUCAUGAAUACUAUGCAAGGUGCUUCAAAGAGUCUCAGUGACAGAGGUGGCCAGGUCGAACGGGAGACUGACAAGGUUAACGGCGAGGCAUCGUCACCGAAUCCAACUGAGAGCCCCUUCAAGCGUCCGGGGGUGACAAGGAAACAUCGCAGCUCAGUGACUAAGAAGCCUCCGGAGACUAAUAACUUACUGGAGUCACCGAGUCGCAGUGCCAGAAUAACUGGUACACCGACAUCUCCGUCAGGCGUGAAUACCCCUCGUCUUCCUCCAAGACCAUCUCCUAAGCCAUCUCCUACACCAACUCAAAGCAAGGACUGGCUGACAGGCGACGAUGAAUCAGAAUCAAUACCUUCUCACUUCACAACACCUACAUCCGCCGACAAAUCUCAUCCUGUCCUUCGUCAGUCGCCAAGUAAACGAGCGUCUUUCAUUGAAAAGAGUGGUUUCUCCAUACCCGAGGCUAACGUUGCCCAGACUGACACUGUUCUACCUCCACCUCCUCCAAUGGACUCCCCAACCUCCUCCACUGCCAGUGGUGCCCCGUCUACCCUAUCAUUAUCACGCGCAGAUCGAGUGUUCCCGCCUUUAGAUACCUCCGCGCCCGACCCUCCUCGUGACGGGGGAUUGACGGACAACUGGAGUCCAGUUGCCUCAAAAAUGCAACAAAGUAAGGAGGUGGAGUCAUCUUCAAGUGCAGAUGAAGGCCCGGAGGAAGCAAACCGUUACGUUCCGACUUCAACUCUCAAAACGCCUGAUCAGCGAGAGAGACGGGCAAGGAAGGGUAGGCAAAGUUCUGUUCACGAUCUAGUCGAUUUGUGGGGUGGUGGCACAGCUAAAGAGCGCGAGAAAGAGAGGGAGUCUACACGGGUUACCAUUACACCAAAGAUGCCAGUGUCAUCUGGUGGAGAUUUGAAGACACCACAGCGCAGACUGAUAACAGGACCAUCGCGCGCUACGGAGACUAAGGAUGACAAACCGACACCAUCUGCUUCACCUGUACCAGCGCUUUUCCCUUCCGAUUCUCUCGGGCAACUUACCCGGUCACCUUCGAUGUCAAGGACAAUGUCAUCACAUCAUACGAAACGAGCAUCCGUCGCAUCUGCAACAUCACCUAUAUCCUCACGUAGUCGACCUCAAUCUAUGUUCAUCUUACCAUCGAAGGCUGCGGAAACGCCUUCACCCUCUUCCGUGGCUCCCGCUGGAUUAUCAAUACCAGAGGAACGUACACCACGACCGGUUCGUCGGACGUCAAUUACCGACAUGGUUCAAAAGUAUGAGAAUAUCGACGCGAACGCGAGAGUGUUCUCUGCCAAAUCUUCUGGUCUGAAAACGCCUUCUCAGUCUAUAGAUGGUGGGAGGAACUCGUCUUCGACGGGAACCCCGCGAAACGAUCUUGUCAAUGGAAAGACGACAUUACUCAUUCCAGACGAGGCAACGCCUAGUCGAACUUCCCCAGUCGGACUUCCUUCUCAUACUUCGACAAUUAAAUUUCCUUCACGGUCUUCCCCAACGCCUAUGUCCGGUGAGAACGAGGAGAGCGUGUCUGCUCCUCCUCUUCGAUCACGGCAGGUGUCUCUGAAAUCUGCAACUUUAGCGGACUCUACAAGGAAAUCGACUGUGGAUGAUAUAGCGUUGCGCAGCAAUGAAAGACGGACGCCGUCUCCUGAUAAGCCGUAUCAGGGCGUAGGAAGGCUCAUUGAUCAAUGGCAGCGGAAGGCAGAGGGUGACGGUACUCGCUCGUCUGUUAAGAGAAAUGGAUUUGUACCCAAGCGAGCGGGUUUGGUUAGUGGUGGCGUUGGUAGAAGCCAUUGAGGCAUUGUACAUUUUUGGAUUCUUCUUUACUGUACUGAUGACUGGAGAUUACAUUAUUGCAUUGACCAUUGAAUACAUGAAAU